AUGAACAGCCGCCUGCAGGAGAUCCGGGAGCGGCAGAAGCUCCCGCAGCUCCUGGCGCAGCAGCUAGGGGCCGAGAACGCGGACAGCAUCGGCGCCGUGCUCAACAGCAAGGAGGAGCAGCGGGAGAUCGCCGAGACCCGGGAGACGUGUCGGGCUGCUUAUGAUACUUCUGCACCAAACGCAAAACGUAAAUAUCCAGAUGAGGGAGAAGCAGAUGAGGAAGAGAUUGAAGAAUAUAAGGAUGAAGUAGAGCUGCAGCAAGAUGAAGAGAACCUGCCCUAUGAAGAAGAGAUUUACAAAGAUUCCAGUACCUUUCUUAAGGGCACUCAGAGCUUAAAUCCACACAACGAUUACUGCCAGCACUUUGUGGAUACAGGCCACAGACCUCAGAACUUCAUCAGAGAUGUUGGCUUAGCAGAUAGGUUUGAAGAAUAUCCAAAACUUAGAGAGCUCAUCAGAUUGAAGGAUGAGCUGAUAUCUAAAUCUAACACUCCUCCCAUGUAUUUACAAGCAGACUUGGAAGCAUUUGAUAUUAGGGAACUGAAGUCCAAAUUUGAUGUGAUUCUCCUGGAACCACCACUGGAAGAAUACUACCGGGAGACUGGCAUUACUGCCAAUGAAAAAUGCUGGACCUGGGAUGAUAUCAUGAAAUUGGAAAUUGAAGAAAUUGCAGCCCCAAGGUCAUUUGUGUUUCUGUGGUGCGGGUCAGGCGAGGGUCUGGAUCUCGGCCGAGUGUGUCUACGCAAAUGGGGUUACAGAAGAUGUGAGGACAUUUGCUGGAUUAAAACAAAUAAGAACAAUCCUGGAAAGACCAAGACUCUAGACCCUAAGGCUGUUUUCCAAAGAACCAAGGAGCACUGCCUCAUGGGCAUCAAGGGCACCGUGCGCCGCAGCACAGACGGGGACUUCAUCCACGCCAACGUCGACAUCGACCUCAUCAUCACUGAGGAGCCGGAAAUCGGCAACAUAGAAAAACCUGUGGAGAUUUUUCACAUUAUUGAGCAUUUCUGCCUUGGACGACGGCGGCUUCACCUUUUUGGAAGGGACAGUACAAUCCGACCAGGUUGGCUGACAGUGGGACCCACCCUCACCAACAGCAACUUCAAUGCAGAGACAUAUUCCUCGUACUUCACGGCUCCCAACUCCCACCUGACGGGCUGCACCGAGGAGAUCGAGCGGCUGCGGCCCAAGUCGCCGCCGCCCAAGUCCAAGUCUGACCGGGGCGGGGGUGCUCCCAGGGGAGGAGGCCGAGGAGGGACUGCGGCCGGCCGGGGGGAGAGGGGCAGAGAGAGGAACAGAACGAACUUCCGGGGUGAGCGGGGGGGCUUCCGAGGGGGCCGGGGAGGGACCCACCGAGGGGGCUUCCCCACCCGCUGAGGAGGGAAUGGCUUCUUGCCUCGUCCUAUGCCCCAUCUCUGAAUCUCUUUCUUAGUCUUGUUUUUCCUGACAUGAAUUCCUCUGGAGUCUCAAGCCAGAUGACUUGUGAAAUUGGUUUUGGUGAAGCUGUUCUAGUCUUCCUGGGCUGGCACAGCCCCAGCCCUGGCUGGCAGCUCCUGCAAUGGCAGCACUGAACUCACAGCAGAGAGCACCAUCCCUUCACACACCAUGGGAAGGAGGGAAGGGAAGGUACUUGCUCUACUCAUAGGAAACUUGGGGUGGGGGCUUUCUUUUCAGCUGUCAUUUUCUCCAAAACACGGAUUCCUCUUCCUUAUUUGGAGGUUUGGGCUUGGACUGAUCUGGAUUAAUAUUGUGGAAUGGGCAUGAAAUGCAGUUCUGACUUGCAUACUGUCUUUUGGAAGAAAAAAUGCUGUGUCUGUAUUGACACCUAUUUUAACUUCUCUGAAACCAAGGAGCAAAUGGAAUAAAUAGAAUUCUAUUUUUUCUUAUUUGGUUUAAAUUUCCCAAAUUAUUCCUGGGAAUAGGGAACAAUUUUUAAUUUGUGGUGUAUGUGCAUUCACUUUUCAUUGGGGAGAGUGGUAAUUCUGUGCAGUAAUGUGUUGUGCUUCAUGGAAAGCACCAAGCUGUGCAUUUGUGUGCAGUCCAGAACUUCUGCAAGGUCUGGAUUGCUCCUGGAGCAGGGAUUUACACCCACUGUGUGUUUGUAACACUUUGUUCUUUGGGAGGUAAGACAAGUGUCACUGCAGAGGAAUCGGUGACCUUGUUGGAGGGCGGGUUGGAAAUGCAUGUGUGCAGUUCCUGAAGCUUGUGGCCUGGGAACAGGGUAAUGAAACCAAGUGUUUGGCUUUGCCUGUGGGAGUUGCACACGUUUGGAAAUAUUGGCUAUUGCUGAUGGGCUCCAGUGCAGUGUGGACAGAGAGUGACUCACUUUGUACGAUGUUUUUAGCAGAACCACAGCUCUGAGCUUCAUGGUCAGUACUUGGCAGGCUGAACAAACUUGGCUGUUGGUGUCUCAAGGUCAGAGCUGUGGGUCUUUGAUUUUAAAUAGCUGUCCUGUAAAGUAGCAGAUUAUUAAACGUGUUUAUCAAA
Manacus vitellinus (golden-collared manakin) is the source of this 2487-nucleotide messenger RNA. RefSeq names its product methyltransferase like 14 (gene METTL14). The record is from RefSeq and is a predicted model, not a curated record. Lineage: Eukaryota; Metazoa; Chordata; Aves; Passeriformes; Pipridae. Gene Ontology annotation, cellular component: nucleus; RNA N6-methyladenosine methyltransferase complex. Gene Ontology annotation, molecular function: mRNA binding.